Molecule: messenger RNA, 11331 nt
Organism: Loxodonta africana (African savanna elephant)
Lineage: Eukaryota; Metazoa; Chordata; Mammalia; Proboscidea; Elephantidae
Gene: DMTF1
Product: cyclin D binding myb like transcription factor 1
Exons: 20
Coding region: 643-2925 (760 amino acids)
Biological process (GO): regulation of transcription by RNA polymerase II
Cellular component (GO): nucleus
Molecular function (GO): DNA-binding transcription factor activity, RNA polymerase II-specific; RNA polymerase II cis-regulatory region sequence-specific DNA binding
Source: RefSeq, a predicted model, not a curated record
ACUGGGCAUUGCAUACUUACUUAGAACUUUAUGUUCGUAUUUUAGCAGUUAUGUGAAUGAAUAAGUAUUAUGUAAACAGUUUUCUCUGAGUGUUCAGGUUUGAGAAAUGUUCUGAGGGGAAGCAAUCACACGCAAAAAAAAUUGAGUUAGGAUUUGAGCUUCUAAGACAGCAAGGCUGGAACAUAGUUGUUGGUAAAGAAUCAUAUCAAAAGUAAAAAAAAAACUAAAUCGGUUGCCAUCAAGUCAAUCCCGACUCAUAGGAGCCCUAUAGGACAGCGUAGAACUGCCCCAUAGAGUUUCCAAGGAGCCACUGGUGCGUUUGAAAUGUGACCUUUCCAGUUGCAACCGCUACGCCUCCAGAGCUCCUUAUGUCAAAAGUAGGAGACUCCAAGCGGUAAGAUUGGAAGGAACCAUACCGAAGAGUUAAUUACAGCCUCAUUUUGAGAAUGUUGAACUGCCUAAUGGGAGACAACUUGGGUUGAAAACCUGCCUAUAAAAACUUACUUCGUAGAGUGUUGCAGAGGUAGGAACAUGGGGAAGAAACAAUCGGGAUAACAUGAAAGUGAUGCUGGUGGCUAAGGGAAGGCGACUUGAUUCUGUGGGAAGGGCUAUAGCUGAUCCAUCCAUUGUCCAGAUUUGAGUAUGAGCACAGUUGAAGAGGAUUCUGACACAGUAACAGUAGAAACUGUGAACUCUGUGACUUUGACUCAGGACACAGAAGGGAACCUCAUUCUUCAUUGCCCUCAGAAUGAAGCUGAUGAAGUAGACUCAGAAGAUAGUACUGAACCUCCGCAUAAAAGACUUUGUUUGUCCUCUGAGGAUGAUCAGAGUAUUGACGAUUCUACUCCUUGCAUAUCAGUUGUUGCACUUCCACUUUCAGAGAAUGAUCAGAGCUUUGAGGUGACCAUGACUGCAACCACUGAGGUAGCAGAUGAUGAGAUUACUGAAGGAACUGUAACGCAGAUCCAGAUUCUACAGAAUGAGCAACUAGAUGAAAUAUCUUCCUUGGGUAAUGAAGAAGUUUCAGCAGUUAGCCAAGCAUGGUUUACAACUAAAGAAGAUAAAGAUUCUCUCACUAACAAAGGACAUAAAUGGAAGCAGGGGAUGUGGUCCAAGGAAGAAAUUGAUAUUUUGAUGAGCAAUAUCGAACGCUAUUUGAAGGCACGUGGAAUAAAAGAUGCUACAGAAAUCAUCUUUGAGAUGUCAAAAGACGAAAGAAAAGAUUUCUACAGGACUAUAGCAUGGGGUCUGAACCGGCCUUUGUUUGCAGUUUAUAGAAGAGUGCUUCGCAUGUAUGAUGACAGAAACCAUGUGGGAAAGUAUACACCCGAAGAAAUUGAAAAGCUCAAGGAGCUCCGGAUAAAGCAUGGCAAUGACUGGGCAACAAUAGGGGCGGCGCUAGGAAGAAGUGCGUCUUCGGUCAAAGAUCGGUGCCGACUGAUGAAGGAUACUUGCAACACAGGGAAGUGGACAGAAGAGGAAGAAAAGAGACUUGCAGAGGUGGUUCAUGAAUUGACAAGCACUGAGCCAGGUGACACAGUCACACAGGGUGUGUCUUGGGCAGCUGUGGCUGAACGAGUGGGUACCCGCUCAGAAAAGCAGUGUCGUUCUAAAUGGCUCAACUACCUGAACUGGAAACAGAGCGGGGGUACUGAGUGGACCAAGGAAGAUGAAAUCAGUCUCAUCGUCAGGAUAGCAGAACUUGACGUAGCUGAUGAGAAUGACAUAAACUGGGAUCUCCUAGCUGAGGGAUGGAGCAGUGUCCGUUCACCCCAGUGGCUUCGAAGUAAAUGGUGGACCAUCAAAAGGCAGAUUGCAAACCAUAAGGAUGUGUCUUUCCCUGUCUUAAUAAAAGGUCUUAAACAGUUACAUGAGAACCAAAAAAACAACCCAGCGCUUGUGGAGAAUAAAUCAGGAUCUGGAGUUGCAAAUAGUAGUUCCAACUCCAGCGUACAGCAUGUUCAGAUCAGAGUCGCCCGCUUGGAAGAAAAUACAGCUCUUUCUCCAAGCCCCAUGACAGCACUGCAGAUUCCAGUCCAGAUCACGCAUGUUUCUUCAACAGACUCCCCUGCUGCUACUGUUGACUCUGAAACAAUAACCCUAAACAGUGGAACACUACAGACAUUUGAGAUUCUUCCAUCUUUCCAUUUACAGCCCACUGGCACUCCAGGCACCUACUUACUUCAGACAGGCUCAAGCCAAGGCCUUCCCCUAACUCUGACCGCUAGUCCCACAGUAACCUUGACAGCCACUGCUCCUGCCUCUCCGGAACAGAUCAUCGUCCAUGCUUUAUCUCCAGAACAUUUGUUGAACACAAGUGACAAUGUCACAGUGCAGUGUCAUACACCAAGAGUCAUCAUUCAGACUGUUGCCACAGAGGACAUCACUUCUUCCAUAUCCCAAGCAGAACUGACAGUAGAUAGUGAUAUUCAGUCAGCUGAUUUUCCCGAGCCUCCAGAUGCGCUAGAAGCAGACACUUUCCCAGAUGAAAUCCAUCAGCCUAAGAUGACCGUAGAGCCAUCAUUUAAUGAUGCUCAUGUAUCCAAAUUCAGUGACCGAAAUAGCACAGAACUGAUGAAUAGUGUUAUGGUCAGAACAGAAGAAGGAAUCUCUGACACCGACCUUAAACAGGAGGAGGAAUCACCCUCUGAUUUAGCCAGUGCUUAUGGUACUGAGGAUUUAGAGUCUCCUAUAGAAGAACAAGUUGAUCAAACAACAAUCGAUGAUGAAACAAUACUUAUUGUACCAUCACCACAUGGCUUUAUCCAGGCAUCUGAUGUUAUAGAUUCUGUCUUGCCUUUGACAACACUAACAGAUCCCAUACUCCAGCAUCAUCGAGAAGAGUCAAAUAUCAUUGGAUCAUCUUUGUGCAGUCCUGUUUCAGAAGACUCAAAGGAUGUUGAAGACUUGGUAAACUGUCAUUAGGUGAUUCUUAGAAACAGGGUAGUUUAAGCAAAGAAGCCACACUGUUGAUUGUAACAUCUCCAAUCUAGGAGCAACUCCCAAGAGGCUUAAUUUACCAUUCCUCUGGCUUUUAAAUAACUGUAGUGCUUAAACCAUGCACAUUGUUGCUGCUAUGACUUUUUACCUCCUUUAAGUAUAACAUCUGAAGCCCAGUUUAUAACUGUAGUUUUGGAGUGUGGGGGCUUUAACUGCAUAGAUCUGUAUGUUUAGUGUUAAUUUGUCAGUGGGGAACUUCAUUCACUUCAGCUACUACUGCGAAAAUUUUAAAAGCACCAAAGCUUAACCACUCUGGUUUAAAAGCAGGAGUCGUCAUCUCUAAAGAUUAGAUAUGGCUCUCUAUCCAGUCUUAAUAAAGUAGGCCUGGUUAUAUUCCAGGGAAGUCACAUCAACAUGGUCUAGAGCUUAUCAGUGGCCUUCUUAAAAAAGAUUAGGAAUCAUUAGUUUGAGACUUGACGAGAAUACAGAGAGACCUAGGAGGUGACUUUGUGGCAGUUACUUUGGGUUUACCCAUUGCUGGCAGUGGGAGCUGAUUUAGGCAGGGUGAAGAGGAAAGCAUUAAAAAGGUUAAGAAAAGUCACUACAGGUUUUUUUAAGUUACUUUUAAAGGGAAUAUAGAUGAGAGUAGUAACAAACCACACCAGAAGCUAAGCAGAACUUUCAAAUCCCCCCCCCCCGCCCACCACUGUCAUCAGUUUACCAAGUUAGCACUUUGAAGUAAAAUUAAACUAAAUUAGGAAGGUGGUAAUGUUGCCUGCCCUUGAUACCAUGAUUGUUUGUUACAUGUUUUGCUGUAUAAAUUACCAAGAAAAGUUGAGGGGGACAUUAGAGUUUUCCAUUCAUUUAGUGUAUUAGCUGGUGGGGUACAGCGUAAACUUCUCCUUCUCAAGCAAUGCAAUUUGAAACAAAACAGAACAAAAUUUUCUACAAUAAAAGGAAACAAAUCAAGAGUCAUUCCUAUACUGGAGAAGGUUUAGCCUCUAUAGAAAAGUCACAAAAAACCUUGUAUAAAUUAUUUUAUUUAUUAUUGUAAUUAGAUCUUCACAAUCAAAGUUGUCUUUUCACCGUCUGUGUUUUGUUAACGUGAUAUUAAAUUGUAGUUACAAGCGAAAGUUGGUUGCAUAGGGAACAAUAAUUGUAUAUUCCGUUUAACAGAAAUAAAAAUAUUUGUCUUAAAAUGCAAGAUUUUGUUACAUAGCCUUUUCGCCAUGCAAUUACAUUAUAAAAAAUUUAAUUUCAAAGGUGAAAAUUACUUGUGCUAUUUGAACUUUGAGUUGUUGGAAUGUUAAAGCUUCUUAAAGAAAAAGCAAAGUGAUCUAUGAUAUGUCUCCCCUGCAAGAGGGAAUUUAGAUUUACAAUUAACAUGAAAAUCAUGUAUCAGACUCCUCCUACAGGAGAUUCUGCAGCAUACUUUAUCCAGCUCUAUUCACAGUCCUCAUAUACAGUUUUGAAGAGUUCUGGUAAGUAUUUUUCUUCUUGGCAGCCUCACUUUCCCACAUCAUGGAAGUACAGGUUUGCACAUAUACAUAACAUGAUAAUAGAAAAUAAGAUAUAGUAGAUUAGAUUUCUAAAUUUCGGUUCUAAGUCUCCUUGCCGAUACCAGUAGAUCUAAAAGAAGAAGAAUUAAAUAAUUUUAAAUGCAACCCUUUUUCCAUUGUGACCAGUUCUGUCAGUAUAUACUUUUUCCCCUAAAUUAGACAGUCUUAAUAUUAACUUACAUUCUUGAGUCUAAAAUGGCCAUAAUUUAAUUUUUAUUAUCAUUUAAAUAGUACCAGUGAGUUUUCACAUCCAAGAUUAUCCUUACUCCCGGGUUUUCCAGUUUUGUUUUAUAUUCAAACCUGUAGAAUAUCUGUCCACCAAUCAUGGCAGGGACAAAUUCCUCCCAGGAAUAUGUAUCUUCUGGAUAUAUUUCAAAUAAUAUAAGUAAAAGGUAUAACUCUUUAGGGUACUAGAAGGGAGGAUGAUUUUUAAAUUCAUAUAAUUGAUUCAGAGUGCCAAUACAAAACAGGGCUUAUAUAAUGCAUACAGGAAUCUAGCUCAUUAUUAGUCACUCUAGGCUAUGGGUGGGAGGAUAAGAGGAGGAAAGCAUCUCUGUCCUCUAGCUUUGUUCCAAAGUGGGAUGGAUGGGCCAGCUUUUUCCUCAGAUUACAGGAGUUUAGCAGAUCAGUGAAUUAAAACAGGUAGAUACGUCUUCUAGUUUAAUUUUAAUUUAGAUAAGCAAAUUCAUUGGUAAAUCAAAACUGUUUUUAAGGGUUUACUGUUUUGAUUCUGCCUCUCCCUCAAGGGAAAUGAAACACCCAACUAAUGGAUGAGCACUUGGCAAAUACCCAACAGAAUCCACCAUUAUUCUUUAAUUAUUCUUUAGCAUAAAAGAAGGGCCUCUCCGUGGUAAAAUUGAACGUUCUUGUGAGAUGGAUACAACUGUAGCUUUAGGCUUCCAAGGAGAUUUGGUGUUAAUUACCUCCAUCUUGGGAGAUAAGCACAGAGACUAAAAUAAUUUUAUAAUUAUUAGAAAUACAUCCAAAGUGCUCUCUCUUCUCCUAAGAGCAUAUCUGCGUUUCCCAAGGUCUACUGGGCCCUGUAUAUAUAUAGUCCUUGAAUGAGGUGGAAUUAAAUUUAAAUUAUAUCAAAUCUUUAGUCACCUAAAGUCUUUUAACUUUUUUUGCCAUCAGGGCAAAAGAUUGGCAGUUUGAAUCUAACCAGCACCCCUUGGAAACCCUAUGGGGCGGUUUUUCUCUGUCCUAUAGGGUUGCUGUGACUCCAGUAAUGGGUUUAGGGGGAGAUAGAGACAACUUCCUUUUUGUAGACCAGGGCUGGGAAUCUGUCCUUAUAAGCACAGUCAACUUUAACCCCUCAGGAUACUAUAUUUAGUUAAAUAGUACUCACCAGUAUGCAGGCAGUAAUACUACUCAAAGAGAUGCAGACAGCAAAAAAUAUAUUCAAUGGUUUUGGAGGUAGUUGAGGGAAAACAAAAGCACUGAUCAACGUUACCUGUGUGAAGAGAAAUUACGUAAAGCCUUAAGAAUAUUUCUUUUAGUACUUUCCUUCAUUUGUAAAAGGAGACAAAACGUCAUACAGCAGUAAAACUAGCAAAUCUCAAAAUAACCUCUUCACUAACAAGGAUUAGAGAUCAUUUACCUCUUCCCCAGGAUUAAUGAUUAUACCAGAAAAAGUUCUACUUACUUUGUUACUUUGAGUACUACUAAAAAUCACUAUAACCAAAGUUGAUUUUAUGUGACAUCAUGUGUACUACUGAAAGAUGGGUUUUUAAUACCCUAUUAGUUCUCUAUUUCUAUCACAGAUAAAAGAAUUAUAUCCAUUCUUUUUUAUUUAAAAAAAAAAAAAACAUGGAAACAAGCUUUAUCAAAAUUCUCUUAACAAAGUUAAUGAAAAUGUGCCACAGAAGUGUGAUUCUCAGAUGACAGGAAAUACAGUUUUGUUAUUUUAUCUGUAUUAUUCAGGAUGAAAAAUUACUACACACUUAACCAUAACCUUUUAAAACUUGGCCAAAGGAUGGAUAAUGUUCUUUAGGAACAAAAUUAAGACAUUAGCAGAAAUGAGAAAGGCUGGAAGCAGGAAAUGGAUUGUGACAGAAGGGAGUUGCUGGUAAUCACUGACAUUUUUACAGAUUUACUAGGCAAGCAAAUGUGGCCAAGUCAGUCAUCUGAAAACCAAGUUGUUUGAUUUGUACCAUUUUAUUUAUUCGACUGAGGGAUGGAGGUGAGGAUUAAAUUAGCUACGCCAAUUGCAGUUUUGUUGAUGGGAGCAUUGCUUUAACUGUAGAACACUUCACAUGUUCAUUGCUGGUCCCUUUUAAGUUUGGUUUUAGUUCUGUUUGUUUUUUUUACUUUACUUGAGCCACAGUACUGAAGUUUUCCAAACUUUCGCUAAGAGUUGAGGGAAGCACAAGAUAAAGAUACUUACUAGAAUCAAUAAGGAUGUUAAGCUGCCAACAACUAAAUUGAUGAUUCGGUCCUGAAAGAAAAAAAAUUUUUGAGCGAUAUGACUUGUACCCAUGGUACUUUCACAGCAGUACAAUACUGGGCUUUGGGGUGAUUGAGAGUGAAGAAGCCAAUAUUGUGAACCUGAUGCAUACAAGUGUCAGACAGAGCAAAAGCAUACUGAGCCCUGAGUGGUAAAGGCACUUUGAGAAGGCAGAGGGGCAACUGAGGAAGGUGUACUGAAGAGACAGGACGUUUAUACUAGAGUCUUAAAGACUGGGUAAGAUUUGAAAGGGGCAGGGAGCUUUACAAAUAACGUGCCACUGGGAAAAGUAUGAGCAGGGGAUAAGGGCUGGGAUGAGCCACACCAGAGCCUUGGUGGAAGGUAUCAGGAACCAGACUAGAUGAAGUGGAGCACUGAGGAUUUUGGACGUAUUAACGUGUGAUACAGCCUAGGUUUCCUUGUCUAAUGUAAUCUAAAAGUAGAUCCUACGGCCAGAAGGGAUCAUAGAAUGCCAAGGCUGAACGCGACCUCAAUGACCAAGUCCAGUGGUUUUCCAACCUAUUUAAUAGCAAAAGCCCAAUAAACAAGUAGAAUAAUUUGAUUGCACAGGGAGCCAGGAGUCCUACCCAUCAAGUUUUCUUGUCACCCCUAUCUCCAUUCCAACCAAUUCCACAGAAUGGUUUUUCAAACUUCUGAUCUAAUCCAAUCCCAGUUUUCCAAGUUAAGGUAAAUGCAGGUAGGCCUGGCAUGGUUAAAUUGUUUGCCUAAAACCAUACAGCAAGUUAGAAACAAUAACUGUUUGAAACCCAGGAUUCCCAAAUUCAGCUCACUGGUUAGGUGUAGUUUCAGAGAUAGACUAAAAAGUUUAUAUAGUAGGUUAAUACAAAAAAAAAAAAAAACAACCAAACCUGUUGCUGUUGAGUCGAUUCCAACUCAUAGUGACCCUAUGUGACAGAGUAGAACAGCCCCACAAGAUUUCCAAGAAGCAGCUAGUGGAUUUGAACUGCCGACCUUUUGGUUAGCAACCAAGCUCUUAACCACUGUGCCACCAGGGGCUCCAAUAGGUUGGUAGAAGUUAUUUAUAGAGUUUACAGAAUGAGGUGGUGAGGGGUUUAAGACCUGGUUAGUAAACACUAGUGCCAAUGAGAAUAGCAAGCAGUCCAUUUCUGGGAAGUCAAAACUAAGUCUUUAAUGAAUCAGGAGUCUUGAAAGACUGUUUUGGUAACAUCUGGGCAGAGAACAGCAGGAUAUGAAAUGGGAGAUGCCAAUAAACCAAACCUCAGGAAGCACACAGAACAAGCAGAGAGCAACAACUGAGCCCUCAUUUGCAAAGUGUCCACUUUUAAGGAUAAGAAUCCAAAGAAUAGGCAGAGCUGAGAGGGAAGAGUGAAGGAAAGCCCAGUAUUGUAUCAAGUCUGGCUGAUUUAACCAAGGAUUAGCCACAACUCUCCAGACAAAACAAACCAGUUGCCGUCGAGUCGAUUUCGACUCAUGGCUACCCUACAGGACAGAGUAGAACUGCCCCCAUAGGGUUUUCAAGGAGCGCCUGGCAGAUUCUAACUCCCGACCCUUUGGCAGCUGUAGCACUUAACCGCUAUGCCACCAGGGUUUUCCGUGACAAAGGCCAGUGCAAUUCUCAAAGGUUAUCUAGGUCAAAAGAACUAUUUCAGCCACACUCUUAAUAAAUUUAGAGGACUCAGGCCUUACCACUACCUGGGCUAGAGAAGCCUACAUAACACACAAGAAUCUGAAGUUAAGACCAUUUGUAGGAGAAAAGACCCAAGGACACACCACCUAUCACUAUCAACUUAUUCCCAACCCCGCAUAAAUAUGGUGUAUGGUGAGACCAUUUUUUAAAAAAUAUAGUAUGUGUAUACAGCUAAACUGGGAGCCCCUUGGAGCUCUGGUGGUGCAGUGGUUCAGCACUCAGCUUCCAAGCUCACCAGCAGCUCCAUGGGAUAAAGAUGUGACAGUCUGGUUCUGUAAAGAUUACAGCCUUGGAAACCCUAUGGAGCAAGCUCUAUUCUGUCCUACUGGGUCACUAUGAGUCAGAAUCAACUGGAUGGCAAUAGGUUUGGGGUUUUUUGUUGUUACGGAAUCCCCAAUGUUUUCUGCCUUGUAAAAAGUUCAGCUAAGCCAACCUUCUCUUCCCUGGUCUAUUGAGAGAAGUCAGCAAGUAUCGGCUCCCAUCUCUUAAGUCCAGGGAUUUGGAUAUCUCACAACAGCCCUCACGUCAAUAGAAGCAAAUGAGCAUGUUCAGUUGACAGGUAAACUAUCUCCAAACAGCACAGAAGUUGCCCACCAGGAUCAAAGCAGUGGAAAAAAUAGUAAUGAUGGAGGGAGAGUAUGCAAAGAGCUUUCACACAAUUUAUCUUCUAACAAAUUGUGGGAUGAAGAUGGUAUUACGACUGUUUCACAGGCUCAGGGAAACUGAGAACUUCCCCAAGAUCUCAACAGUAAGUGACAGAGACAGGAGUCAAAAUGCCAGGCCUGCUUUCCCCACUAGAGCAGAUUCCAUUUAUACCCCUCACUGUAAGAACAACCUAGAAUGCUGCUGCUGGUGGUCUAGAUAAAGAUGUCUGUCAAAUGGGCAGAUACCACCUCACAAAGCCAAGUUAGCAAAGUACUACAGUAAGUGUGUCUUUCAGGAACGAAGAUUUCCUCAAGUGAUUUUUCUACAUUGCUGAACUUCCUUAUGUAAGCAUCACUGUUGAAGCAUUUUGAUGAAAAUAUGUUUCAACUUUAGUGAAUACUUCCUUGCCUCCCUUCUUAACACAGUUCACUGAACAGAAUUCCAAGUCAUCUUCAUGAAUAUCAGUUAUUCUAUUAGGUUAUAAUUCAGUCAUCCACUCUGGAGCUCUCAAGGUUAGAUCAACUAUUUAGGAUAUGGUCGAAAUGUUUCUCAGUGUUUCUUCUUUCUUUGAGCUAAAGCUUUGGCUUCAGGCCUUCUGCUAAUCAAAGCAAUCAAAGGAUUCCAGGCCAAGGACACAGCAGAGUUAACUCUGGAAGACUUUCCACUUCUAAUGCUAUAAUUUUGCUACUCAAAGUGUGGUCUACAGACCAGAAGCAUUGGCAUCACCUGAGAGCUUGUUAGAAACAGUCCUAGGUCUUGCCCCAAACCUACUGGAUGAUAAUCUGCAUUUUAGCAAGACCCCCAAGUGAUCCAUGUGCACAUUUAAAUUUGAGAGGCACUGUUCUGAAGUUCAGAGUCUAAACCAUUUCAGAGAUGAGUUCAAAUCAUAGAAAUUUCUAGGCCCAGAGAUUACUCUAGGGAUAUUAGCAUAAAGAAUGUCCUGUUCCUCAGCUUCUAGUCUUCAAAGAUAAAAAGAUAACAGAAUAGUUAAAUAGCUAGGACAGGGUUUUCAAAAGACAGUGAUGGGGUUAAUGUGCUCCAAAUCAGAGCUAGAGUACAUGGAGAAAAGAAAAUGUAGCAUUUAAACUUUGCUGUUCAUGGAAUGAACCGAAACUCAGGUUAUUUCCACUUCUACAACUGGUCUCUAUUAAAUCAGUUAUUUAAUUUCUCAUAGAAGCUAGCUGUGCCUCCCCAGCUUUUUUGAUUAUUAUUACCCUAUUUCCACCUACCAAAAUUGUCCUCCCCUGCCAGAACUUUAAACCUUGUACUGUAGCUCAUUUUCACUCCCCAAGGAAGCGUGACAGGAUCAGAAUCAGUCUUAAUCCUCAUCUGCAGAAAGUCAAGCUGGGCUUAAGGAUAUCCCCCCUGUAAUGGAUUGAAUUAUGUCCCCCCCAAAAUGUGUGUAUCAACUUGGUUAGGCCAUGAUUUCCCAGUAUUGCGUGGUUGUCCUCCGUUUUGUGAUUGUAAUUUUAUGUUGAGAGGAUUAGGGUGGGAUUGUUAACACCACACUUACUCAGGUCACCUCCCUGAUCCAAGGUAAAGGGAGUUUCCCUGGGGUGUGCCCUGCACCACCUUUUAUCUCUCGAGAGAGAGAAUGAAAGGGAAGCAAGCAGAGUUAGGGACCUCAUACCACUAAGAAAGGAGCACCAGGAGCAGAGCUCGUCCUUUGGACCAAGGGUCCCUGCGCCUGAGAAGCUCCUCAACCAGGGGAAGAUUGAAGACAAGGACCUUCCUCCAGAGCCAACAGAGAAAGCCUUCUCCUGGAGCUGACUCCUUGAAUUCGGACUUUUAGACUACUUCACUGUGAGGAAAUAAAUUUCUCUUUGUUAAAGCCAUCCACUUGUGGUAUUUCUGUUACAGCAACACUGGAUGACUAAGAUACCUCCCCAAGACAAAUACUCAACAACAGGUAUAGAAACAAUUCAAGUACACAGAUAAAAAUAUACACACAGUGUAUCUUUGUGAAGGCUUCCACAUAUACCUACUGAGUCAUUUAUUCAUUCAAAAGUUGAAGACUAUCUUCCAGAUGCAAAUAAAACUAUGAGUACAAACCAUCUCUAUCCUCCAGAAGU